Penicillium cinerascens is the source of this 1503-nucleotide messenger RNA. Its product is annotated as NAD(P)/FAD-dependent oxidoreductase. The record is from RefSeq and is a predicted model, not a curated record. The coding region runs from base 1 to 1503 and encodes 500 amino acids. Gene Ontology annotation, cellular component: cytoplasm. Gene Ontology annotation, molecular function: oxidoreductase activity. The transcript has 2 exons. Lineage: Eukaryota; Fungi; Ascomycota; Eurotiomycetes; Eurotiales; Aspergillaceae.
AUGGGGGCUCCUGAACUCCCACAAGAAUUGUUAUGCAAAUUGGCUGGCCAGGUAGUCCAAGACCCCGGCAUUCCUGUUCCAAAUCCGACAGUCUCGGCCUGGCAAGAGCCUCCGCACCCUCUCGCGACUAUUCAGUCAAAGAACUUGCCACAAUAUACCGAUUUUGCCAUUCUUGGCUCUGGCAUCACCGGUUGUAGCGCUGCCAAGACAAUUCUCGAAAGUGAACUGGGCCGCGACAAGAGGGUCGUCGUCUUUGACGCUCGUUCUCUGACUACCGGAGCGACAAGUCGCAACGGAGGCUUUCUGCUAAGUCAUGCGCCUCAGUUCUAUGGACAGUUUGCUGAUGCUUUCGGUACCGCGGCUGCUAAGGAAAUUGCUUUAUUUUGUGACCGCACACUGGAAGAGAUCAUCCAGGUUGCCAAGGAAGAGAGCCUUGACAAGAUCAGCGAGAUAAGAGACGUGACUACGGUAUCUACCUACGAGGAUGAGGAAGGUUUUGAGAAAGCCUCUCGGUCGAUUCGCAUGUACGAAGAAGCCGUUUCCGGGUCCAAGGAGAAAUAUGCAAUCAUCGACGGUGAAACAGCAAAGAAGACAUACAAUUUCAAGGAGUCCAAAGGUGCUCUGGUGGUCAAGUCUCACGUCUGCUGGCCAUAUAAGCUGGUAACAAAUAUUCUCCAGCGCCUUCUUCAAAGCCAUGCAGAACUGUUUUCAGUCGAAACAAACACGCCAGUGACUUCAAUCAAAGUCUCUCGAGAUUCCAACACCGCAUAUCCCUAUGUUUUGGACACCCCCCGUGGGACUGUCAGGGCGGCAAAAGUCUUCCAUUGUGUGAAUGGCUUCACUGGACACCUUCUACCCAAGCUUAGAGGGCCUCUGUUCCCGUGCCGACUAUCAAUGUCGACACAAAAGCCAGGUCCGCAAUGGGGAAAUCGCCCCUACUCAUGGCUCUUCCAUUCGAAACAGACUUGGGAUCCUAAUACCACAUUGGUCGAGCAAGGGCUAUAUUGGAUGCAGCAAAAUGCCGAGACGGGUGAUCUUUUCGUUGGAGGAGACACUCAGAGGCUGGACGACUUUUUGUCUUCGGAUGACUCAGUCAUCAGUGCGGACUCCGCGAGAAAUUUUACCACCUUGCUUCCCAAGAGACUCUUCAACGAGGGUUGGACUAACCCUAUAACCAAUGACACCUUGUCUUCUGCUACUGCGCUUCAGCGGAUCUGGUCUGGAAUCAUUGGUAUGACCGCUGAUCAACUCCCGAUUGUGGGAAAUUUGCCAGCUUCUGUGAGCGAAAGGGACGUUGAAGGUGGUGAGUGGGUUGCAGCUGGCUUCAAUGGAUAUGGCAUGUGCCAGGCCUGGUUAUCCGGCCAGGCUAUUGCUCGUAUGGCCUUGGGAGAGCCAAAGCCAGAGUGGCUCCCGGACGUCUACUUGAGCACCGAGAAGCGGCUGACAGACAAGACAACCAUGGGCGCAGAAGCAGGCCUUGCGUCGUUUUUCUCCAGGUCAUAA